Messenger RNA from Morone saxatilis (striped sea-bass), 2040 nucleotides. RefSeq lists its product as uncharacterized. NCBI's taxonomy places the organism in Eukaryota, Metazoa, Chordata, Actinopteri, Moronidae. Bases 294 to 938 code for a protein of 214 amino acids. The transcript is spliced from 3 exons. The record is from RefSeq and is a predicted model, not a curated record.
GGAGUAGGAGGCUGAAUUUGGAUACAAAGCACACAGAUGAUGGAUAGUGAGUGGAUGAAUUUGUCUCUUUGGAUACUCUAAGUGAGGAGUGAUUUACAACUUUGGAUUUAUUUUUCCAUUAGUAAUUCUUAAGCAUCUGUGGUAUCAAACCAGAGGUCCUGAAAUAACCAGAGCAGAAAAAGACCCAGAGAGGGGGUCAGGAAGUGAGUUCAGAGCAUCUCAAGUGUCUGACUGCAGCAGGUGUCUCACUGCAUCUGUCCAACAAGACCUCCAAAUCAGACAACUUCAACAUAAUGGAAGGUACCAGAACUGCUCUCUGGCUGUUUCUCUUGCUCAACCAGCUGCCGUUCUGUCCUACUGAUGCAGACCAACACCUUACAACCAUGCUAACUUAUUCGAACACAACAAAUGAUCAUGGUGACGGCUCAACCUCUGCUGUGGUGUCUAGUCCCACAGCGAUUGACCACACAAACUCUCCUGAUACAGACACCAAUGGCACUCGAGCCGACUGCUUGAUCGACACUGAGAUGGGUCUGAUUGCUAUAGGUUCAGCAGGGGGGCUGAUUGUCUGCCUGCUGGUUGCCAUUGUGGUACUGGCAUGCCAGGUCUGCCACAUUCAGCGCCGGGUUUAUGCCCCCCGAACCUCCCGGUCCAAUAUGGACUUGGUGAGCAGUGUGGGCUACUGGGGCACUGAACGGCCGGAGGCCGGGGGACUGGUUGGGCCGUGUGAUGCCAGUGUCAUGCUUGAGGAGGUGAGAGCAGACAGCGAGGUGGAAAAGGAAAGGCUGGCUGAAAUACAAGAGGGAAAGGAGGAGGCUGGGGCCAUGGCAAUGGCUUUUGAUCCUGAAGAGAAGGACUGUCUGAUGCCGAGCUCCAGCUCCAGGGACUCCUGUCUGGAGGUCCCCAGGGAUCUAGAGGACAUGCCCCUUGUUGUGUAAGGAGUUAUCCUGACCACGGCAACUUUCACUCAAGACAAACAGCAACCACUCAAUUCAGCUAAUGUCUUAUGGUUAAAUUCAUGUUCUUUCCAGUUUUUUCACAUCACAGAAUUAAACGAAAACCUCACUAAAAUGCAAUUGAAAUGUGGAAUAUUAGUGUUGAUACAAUACUUGAGUUAUGGUACCCAUACCAAAAUUGUUUUUCAAUGCAUUUCUUUGAGAAUUCUAAAUACAUUUUUCAACUAAACCCCUUUUUUCACUCAACAAAGGAAGCCAAGGUUCUCAAAUGUUAUAUAUCUAAUAGCAUCGAGUCUAAAUCUGUCAAGGUAUGCUUUUAAUCAGGAACUAUCUGAUCUAAGAACAAGUAAACAAGUUUACAAAUCUGACAAUGCAUCUAGUUUGAUACUCAAUGCCACAUACAUUUUGGUCAGUAUGAAAAAAGUAUUGUGGUUCAAUAUCUAGUCUGUAUAUGUUUUGAUGUAUGAUAGUAUCAGUGGAAUUUAUUCAAAAUAUUUAUACUGUUUAGAAAGUAGUACAUGAAUACUAAAUUUAGUAUAAAAAGAAUACUUUAGUUAAAAUAAUGAGAAUAUUUGAGUUAUUUGAAGUGUCUUCUUGGCAAACUUAUCGUUUAAAAAGAUCAAGGUGUAUAUUUUUCUUUACAUGUUUCAUGAGAAUUAGUGAAGUCUAACUUAAACAUCUAAUAUAACAUGCUGCAUAUUUUUUCACACUUGCUUAACAAAUUCAAGACUUACUGUAAGACUGCUUGAAAUGUCUUAUUUUACAACACAACUGAGUGGACACAUUAAUUUAAGAAACAGACAAAAAGGCAAACCAACAACAAGCAGAUCAACACUUUUAAAGUAUCAAAGAACUCCCAAGAUCUAUUCCUAGAUCUCACACCAGGGACCUCAUGUGCUGGCAACACCAUGUUAUAACAAUGGUCAGAGAGUUGGGUACAAUUUCUGCUAACAGUCUGUGUUAUAUUAAUUAGUAAAUCUCUGAUGCUUCUGUCAGUUUAGCUGUCUAUUAUCUCUUACCUGUACUGCAGACUUUCUAAUGCUACUGUUUUUUUUAUGCUUGUGUACCUGAAAAAGAGACUGUU